AUGUCUGAUUGGGGGCCAGCUGUGCUGUUCAUCCUCUUAUCUCCAGGACUUAUGUUUCAAUUGUCAGGGAAAAGUAAAGUGAUGGAGUUUGGGAACUUUCAGACCAGUGGCAUCUCCAUACUGGUCCAUGCAGUCAUCUUCUUUGCUCUCAUUGUCAUCUUUCUUCUUGCAGUUGGUGUCCACUUGUACAUUGGCACUUAGUUUUAUAAGUAUCUGGUUUUUGCUUAUCUGCUCAUGAACUAAUUAGUCUCACUGUUAUUUGUUCU
Molecule: messenger RNA, 266 nt
Organism: Dioscorea cayenensis subsp. rotundata (Guinea yam)
Lineage: Eukaryota; Viridiplantae; Streptophyta; Magnoliopsida; Dioscoreales; Dioscoreaceae
Exons: 1
Coding region: 1-201 (66 amino acids)
Source: RefSeq, a predicted model, not a curated record